Paramecium primaurelia is the source of this 270-nucleotide messenger RNA. NCBI's taxonomy places the organism in Eukaryota, Ciliophora, Oligohymenophorea, Peniculida, Parameciidae. The record is from the annotation of a GenBank genome assembly.
AUGGCAUUAUUUCUUUUAGAUCUUCUUGCCUUACCUUGCAACUCUUUUCUAUUGAUAAUGAAUAUAUGCAAUUCUAAAUUAUAAAGACAUUGCACUCCUCUAAAAUUAAGUAAAAUAAAUAGAUUUAAAUCAUUAUUAGUUUUUUUAUUUUUAAUUCAUGAUAAUUUAUAAAUACAAUUUGAUUAGUUUCUAAUUCAGGUUAAUACAUUCCUAAUGAAAAAAUAACAUAUUCUAAGUUAGUUUUCAUUAAUACAAUACAUAUUUGAUUGA